AGAUUGAGAAUUUGUUUUUCAGAUUGAUCCAAGCAUUCUACAGCAAACCUUACAGCAGAGUAAUAUACUUGCUCAGCAACUAACUGGAGAUCCCAGUAUGGCUCCACAGAAUCCCUCCCUCCAGACAACAGAAAAUGCAGUGCCAGCUAAUGUGGUUAUUCAGCCUAUAUCAGGCCUCUCUUUGCAGCCUACAGUAACAUCUUCAGCUAACAUGACAAUUGGAUCCCUAUCUGAGCAAGAGUCUGUGCUGACGACCAGUGCUAGUGGUACACAGGACAUCUCCCAAGUCAUGACUUCACAGGGUAUGGUGUCAUCUUCAAAUGGACAACACGAGAUAACAUUGACCAUAAAUAAUUCCAGUUUGAGUCAAGUUCUAGCUCAUGCUACAGGUUCUACUACUGCAAGCUCAUCAGGAAGUCCUCAAGAAAUCACUCUUACAAUAUCUGGUCAAGAUCUUAUUCAGCAUAAUUCUGGAAGCAGUGAUCUGAAUAGUAGCUUAAGGCUGACAGCACCAACCAUCAACAGUCAGAGUACAGGUGCAACAUUAACUAUAAGCAACGACCACCUUCUUUCUCAGGGCACUUCACUAAAUGCUCCAGAGCUUAAUACAACAACUGGAACAAACCUUCCUUCAACAACACCCAUAUCUCAAUCUGCAGUUUCUGCCCAGAAUUUGGUCAUGUCUUCAUCAGGAGUUGGAGGAGAUGGUAGUGUUACUUUAACUCUUGCUGAUACUCAGGGAAUGUUGUCAGGUGGUCUCGAUGCAGUUACGCUUAAUAUCACAUCACAGGGUCAGCAGUUCCCUGCUAUACUCGCAGAUUCCAGUCUCGCUGGCCAAAGUGGGUCAGGCUCACAGCAAGUCAUACUGGUGAGCCAUACACCUCAUUCAGCAACUACAAACUCUGAUGAAAUAACAUAUCAGGUGACAGAGGUUUCUCCUAAUGUGGCUAAAAGCAGUCAAGCAGAAAAAGAAGGUCGUGUGCACCAGUGUUUUGAGUGUAGUCAGACCUUUUCUUCAGCCACCAUGUUGAUGCAUCACAGUAAAGAGGUUCAUGGCAAGGAAAGAAUACAUGUUUGUCAUGUCUGCAAUAAAGCCUUUAAGCGGGCAACACAUCUCAAGGAACACAUGCAAACCCAUCAGGCUGGACCUUCUCUGAGUUCCCAGAAGCCUCGGGUCUUUAAGUGUGAUAACUGUGAAAAAGCUUUUGCAAAACCAAGUCAGCUGGAGAGACAUUGUCGCAUUCACACAGGGGAACGACCAUUUCAGUGUACGCUUUGUGAAAAGGCUUUUAACCAGAAGAGUGCUCUUCAAGUUCACAUGAAAAAGCACACAGGAGAAAGGCCUUAUAAAUGUGAUUACUGUGCAAUGGGAUUUACACAGAAAAGCAAUAUGAAACUUCAUAUGAAACGGGCUCAUGAAGAAGUAAAGAAUGGCCCUACCUACAACUGUACAGAAUGUAGCUGUGUCUUCAAAAGCUUGGGUAGUUUAAAUACACAUAUCAGCAAGAUGCACAUGGGUGGUCCACAGAAUUCUGCAAGCUCUUCAACGGAUGUAUCUCAUGUUACAGCGGAUUCUGUCACCCAGCCUUUAACAACAUCUCCUGCUAAUCUUUUGCAGCCUGUUGAUAAUAAGUGGAAAAACGCCACGCAUUUCCGGUCUCCACUUCUUCAGCAGACAGAAAACCAGGUGUCUUCAGCUACUGCUAAUCAGGGACAGCAGGCUGUAACUGAUGUCAUCCAGCAACUCCUUGAGUUAUCAGAACCAGGUGCUGUAGAAAAUAGCCAGCCUCAACAACCUGGUCAGCAACUCAACAUUGCUGUGGGACUCAACAGAGAUAUUUUGCAGCAAGCUUUAGAGAACAGUGGAUUAUCUUCAAUUCCUGUCUCCGCACAUUCUACUGACUGCAGCCAAACUAAGACUCCUGGGACCCAGGAUCAGAACGCAGAUGUCCAGACUCUCUCAAAUCAUCAGGCUGACUCUAAUAAUGCAGAACAAGAUAAGGAACAAGAGAGUACAGAUAAACUGGAUAAAAAGAAAAAAGGUUAUUAAGAAAAAUCGCCAUUUUUACCUGGUUCUAUACGUGAGGAAAAUGGAAUAAGGUGGCAUGUCUGUCCGUACUGCUCUAAAGAAUUUAAAAAACCAAGUGAUUUAGUGCGUCACAUUCGCAUUCAUACCCAUGAGAAGCCAUUCAAGUGUCCCCAGUGUUUUCGUGCAUUUGCUGUUAAGAGUACUCUCACAGCACACAUAAAAACACAUACUGGCAUUAAAGCUUUCAAGUGCCAAUUUUGUAUGAAAUGCUUUUCCACCUCAGGGAGUUUAAAAGUUCAUAUACGUCUACAUACAGGUGUUAGGCCUUUUGCUUGUCCUCACUGUGACAAGAAGUUUAGAACAUCUGGCCACAGGAAAACACAUAUUGCUUCACAUUUUAAACAUAGUGAACUAAGAAAGAUGCGACAUCAACGUAAACCUGCAAAAGUUCGAGUAGGAAAGACGAGUGUUCCUGUGCCAGAUAUCCCUUUGCAAGAGCCCAUACUCAUCACUGAUUUAGGUCUUAUCCAACCAAUUCCAAGGAAUAGCCAGUUCUUCCAAAAUUAUUUUAACAAUAAUUUUGUGAAUGAUGCAGACAGACCGUAUAAAUGUUUUUAUUGCCAUCGAGCCUAUAAAAAAUCUUGUCAUCUUAAACAACAUAUCAGGUCGCAUACUGGUGAAAAGCCCUUUAAGUGCUCUCAGUGUGGAAGAGGUUUUGUGUCAGCGGGAGUUCUGAAAGCACAUAUUAGAACACAUACUGGACUGAAAGCUUUUAAGUGUCUUAUAUGCAACGGGGCCUUCACUACUGGUGGUAGCCUCAGGCGGCACAUGGGGAUCCAUAAUGACCUUCGGCCGUAUAUGUGUCCGUAUUGUCAAAAAACAUUCAAAACCUCAUUAAACUGUAAAAAACAUAUGAAGACUCAUAGGUAUGAACUUGCACAGCAACUUCAGCAACAUCAGCAGUCUACUUCAAUAGAUGAUUCUACAGUAGAUCAACAGAGUAUUCAUGUUUCUGCACAGAUGCAAGUAGAGAUUGAAAGUGAUGAGCUGCAGCAGUCAGAAGCUGUUGCAACAGAUCAGCAAGCAAUUUUAGAGUUAGACCAGCAGCCAGUAGGAGGCACAGAAGAAACAGCACUUGAACAACAGCUGGCUGAUCAACCUUUAGAGCAAGAUGAGGAUAGAUUUGUGACAUCCCAGCAUGCUUUACAGGAAAACAUGACUCAGUUUGAGCAACAAUCUAUAACACAGCAGUCAUUUGAUCAACAGGGCUUAUCACAAGGGUUUGCAGUUAAUGAGAGCUACAAUCAACAGACUCAGUUUCCAGCUGUACAGCAGCUGCAGGAUUCAAGCACACUUGAAUCUCAGGCUCUUUCAACAAGUUACCAUCCACCAUCCCUUCUUCAAGUUCCUAAUACAGACGCUAUUAAUGUAACUGCUCGCUUGAUACAAGAUCAGUCAUCACAAGAAGAGCUUGAAUUGCAUACCCAAAGGCCUCAUUUUCUUGAGGACAGUGAAGAUCAAAGCAGGCGUUCAUAUAGAUGUGAAUAUUGCAACAAGGGUUUUAAGAAAUCCAGCCAUUUGAAACAACAUGUACGAUCGCAUACUGGUGAGAAGCCCUAUAAAUGCCAACUAUGUGGCCGUGGCUUUGUUUCCUCAGGAGUUCUUAAGUCACAUGAAAAGACUCAUACAGGAGUUAAAGCAUUCAGCUGUAGCAUUUGCAAUACAUCCUUCACAACUAAUGGCAGCCUUACAAGGCACAUGACAACUCACAUGAGCAUGAAGCCUUACAAGUGCCCAUUCUGUGAUGAAAGCUUUCGAACAACUGUUCACUGCAAAAAGCAUAUGAAAAAACAUCAAGCAGUCUCCUCAGCUGUAGCAUCAGCUACAGAAACAGGAGGGGGAGUUGCAUGUGUUGAAGAUGAUGAUGAAAAUUCUGAAAGAGCUUCCAGAAAAUCUCGUCCUGGUGUCAUAACUUUUACAGAAGAGGAAACAGCAGAAUUGGCAAAAAUUAGGCCUCGAGAAAGUGCUACUGUCUCAGAAAAAGUUCUUGUUCAGUCUGCUGCAGAGAAAGACAGAAUUAGUGAGAUCAAAGAUAAGCAGGCAGAAUUGGAAGCAGAGCCUAAAUAUGCCAACUGUUGUAGUUACUGCCCCAAAAGCUUUAAAAAGCCCAGUGAUUUAGUCAGGCAUGUUCGUAUCCAUACUGGAGAGAAGCCGUAUAAGUGUGAAGAAUGUGGGAAGAGUUUCACUGUAAAAUCCACUCUAGAUUGUCAUGUUAAAACGCAUACAGGUCAGAAGCUCUUCAGUUGUCAUGUGUGCAGUAAUUCUUUUUCUACAAAAGGAAGUCUAAAAGUCCACAUGCGUCUGCAUACAGGAGCAAAACCAUUUAAAUGUCCACACUGUGAUUUACGGUUUCGCACUUCUGGGCGCAGAAAAACUCACAUACAGUGUCAUUAUAAACCAGAAACAAAGAAGGUUAGGAAGCCUGUUGCCCGCACUUCAGCUGAGGGACUGCAGCCAGUCAGUCUUCUUAAUUCGUCUUCAACAGAUCCUAAUGUUUUCAUCAUGAAUAACUCUGUUUUGACAAGUCAGUUUGAUCAAAAUUUACUUCAACAAGGACUUGUGGGCCAGGCUAUCCUGCCUGCUUCCGUGUCAGCUGGAGGUGACUUAACUGUGUCCUUGACAGAUGGUAGCUUGGCCACUCUUGAAGGAAUACAGUUACAACUUGCUGCUAAUCUCGUUGGACAAAAUGUUCAAAUCUCUGGAAUAGAUGCUGCUAGUAUUAACAACAUAACAUUACAGGUAGGUUGCUUUCAGUUUAUUUGGUUUUGUAGAGUCAGUUUGAAGACUGAAGGAAGUUUAAUAAGUAUAUGUACUUCUGAAGUAGUACUUUUGAGUGAGACAUCUGACAGUUCUAUGCUGUUUCAGUUUGUCCUCAAGCUGCAGCAUGGUGUGCUGACACCGAAUAUAGAGAACGGUAAUUUUCCCUACCAAGUAUCCAGCUUCCCUAAGUGUGAGAUCUGUUUGCUGUCUUUCCCAAAAGAGACCCAGUUCCAGCGCCAUAUGAGGGAUCAUGAGCAAAAUGACAAGCCUCACAGAUGUGACCAAUGUUCGAUGUCAUUUAAUGUUGAAUUCAACUUGACACUUCAUAAAUGUACUCACAAUGGCGAAGAUCCUACGUGUCCUGUGUGCAACAAGAAAUUCUCCAGAGUGGCCAGCCUGAAAGCUCAUAUAAUGCUGCAUGAGAAAGAAGAGAAUCUUAUCUGUUCAGAGUGUGGAGAUGAAUUUACGUUGCAGAGUCAGCUGUCCAUACACAUGGAAGAGCAUCGUCAAGAAUUGGCAGGCAGUAGGGUCCACAGCUGCAAAUCUUGCAAAAGGGAAUUUGAAACUUCCUCACAGCUGAAGGAGCAUAUGAAAACUCACUAUAAAAUAAGGGUAUCAAAUACCAGAUCUUACAACAGAAAUAUUGACAGAAGUGGGUUCACCUAUUCCUGUCCUCACUGUGGAAAGACGUUCCAGAAACCAAGUCAGUUAACUCGACACGUUAGAAUCCAUACAGGUGAAAGACCGUUUAAAUGUAGUGAAUGUGGAAAAGCCUUUAACCAGAAGGGGGCGUUGCAGACCCAUAUGAUCAAGCACACUGGUGAAAAACCCCAUGCUUGUGCCUUUUGUCCUGCUGCCUUUUCUCAGAAAGGCAAUCUUCAAUCACACAUACAGAGAGUUCAUUCAGAGGUAAAUACAAUUAUUCAUAAAGUGGUUGGUGCUAAUAUACUGCUUAUUGGUUUUUAACCUUUUGUUUUCAGU
Meleagris gallopavo (turkey) is the source of this 5830-nucleotide messenger RNA. NCBI's taxonomy places the organism in Eukaryota, Metazoa, Chordata, Aves, Galliformes, Phasianidae. The record is from RefSeq and is a predicted model, not a curated record.